This is a messenger RNA of Rhincodon typus (whale shark), 6875 nucleotides long. RefSeq names its product solute carrier family 7 member 5 (gene slc7a5). The coding region runs from base 258 to 1823 and encodes 521 amino acids. The record is from RefSeq and is a predicted model, not a curated record. Gene Ontology annotation, molecular function: L-amino acid transmembrane transporter activity; neutral L-amino acid transmembrane transporter activity. The transcript has 10 exons. Gene Ontology annotation, cellular component: membrane. Lineage: Eukaryota; Metazoa; Chordata; Chondrichthyes; Orectolobiformes; Rhincodontidae. Gene Ontology annotation, biological process: amino acid transmembrane transport; neutral amino acid transport.
GAGGCUCGAACUGAUGAUGAGGUGUUGCAUCAUGCGGCAUGUACUGGCGAGAUGAAUGGUUGAACAUGACGCUUUUCGGAAAAGGAGGACUGAUUUGACUGAUUUCGGCUCUUAAAGGCGAGAAUCAAGUGAGAUCGUGUUUAGUUAUAAAAGGGCAGCGGCAGCAGCUUUGCAGACAAAAACAACGCCAGUACAAAAGGACUUAGUUACAUUCACAGCAUUUCCUAAAGAGCAGUGGGACUGCGCGCUCUGUUCACAUGUCUAACCUGAAGAAGAGAGGCUCGGGCACCGGCUCGGUGAGGGAUCAAGGGGAAACAGAUGGUCAGGUGAAGGAGAGCAUGUUAACGGCGCAUGUGAAUGGGGAACCGGGGCUGUCCCCGGACCGGGACAGCUUACCGACCGCCCUGGAGCAGCCGGCGGACUCGGGCAUGGUCCUGAAGCGAACCAUCACGCUGCGGAGUGGUGUGGCCAUCAUCGUGGGGACCAUUAUCGGCUCGGGUAUUUUCAUCACGCCGACCGGGGUGGUGAGGGAGGCGGGCUCGGUGGGCUUCUCCCUCAUCAUCUGGGCAAUGUGCGGCGUCUUCUCCACGGUCGGGGCUCUCUGCUACGCCGAGCUGGGCACCACCAUUACCAAGUCGGGAGGCGACUACGCCUACAUCCUCGAGGUGUACGGCUCGGUCACGGCUUUCCUCAAACUCUGGAUCGAGCUGCUCAUCAUCAGACCUAGUUCGCAGUACAUCAUAGCGCUGGUCUUCGCCACUUAUAUCAUCAAGCCCGCCUUCCCCGACUGUGCGGUUCCCGAGGACGGAGCCAAGUUAGUGGCUUGUCUCUGCAUCUUGUUUUUGACAGCAGUUAACUGUUACAGUGUGAAGGCAGCUACAAGAGUACAAGAUGCUUUUGCUGCAGCUAAGUUGUUAGCUCUAACUGUUAUCAUCAUUUUGGGCUUUGUGCAGAUUUUUAAAGGAGACACCCCAUACUUGAAACCUGACCGGGCCUUUGAGGGGACAACCACAGAUGUGGGAAAAGCAGUCUUGGCAGUAUACAGUGGUCUGUUUGCAUAUGGCGGCUGGAAUUACUUGAAUUUUGUCACAGAAGAAAUGAUUGAACCUUUUAAGAAUUUGCCUCGUGCUAUUAUCAUUUCCAUGCCCAUUGUAACAAUUGUUUACGUACUGACCAACAUGGCAUAUUUUACUACCCUGUCUCCUCAGUUAAUGCUAAAGGCAGAUGCUGUUGCUGUGGAAUUUGGUAAUAUCCACCUGGGAGUGAUGGCCUGGAUUGUCCCUGUAUUUGUAGGACUCUCUUGUUUUGGCUCUGUCAAUGGAUCACUCUUCACUUCAUCUAGAUUAUUCUUUGUGGGAUCACGAGAGGGUCACUUGCCUAGCCUUCUGUCUAUGAUUCACCCAAAACGUUUUACUCCCUUGCCAUCCUUAAUAUUUACUUGUUGGAUGACUUUGAUGUAUGCAUUCUCUGUCAACAUAUACUCUGUCAUUAACUUCUUCAGUUUCUUCAACUGGUUAUGUAUUGCAUUAGCCAUUGUCGGAAUGAUGUGGCUACGCUACAAGAAGCCAGAAAUGGAACGGCCUAUUAAGUUUAACAUCCUGCUGCCAAUCUGUUUUGUGCUAGCCUGUGUCUUCCUGAUUGUUGUUUCUAUAUGGAUGACGCCUGUGGAAUGCGCUAUUGGAUUGGUCAUUAUCCUCUCUGGGCUUCCAGUCUAUUAUGUUGGCGUUUACUGGCAAAACAAACCUAAGUGGCUCUUGGAUACAAUCUAUUCUGUAACUGUUUUCAGUCAAAAAGUUAUGGAGGUGGUACCUCAGUCUUCAUAAUAAAACAAAUUGAGCUCCUUCAGAAAAACGCACAAAGAUUCAAGCAGUUGAGAUAUUGUUACACACUCCAAAGUCAACAUUUCAGUCAUGGAAACAUUUCUCUUCAAUUUGAGGAUUUAGUCAAUCACUUUAGAAUCGGUUGAGGAAGCAUCGCAUGAUCCCUUCAUUAGAAAGAGAUUUAGUGGUUGAGAACUGUACUGGCUGAAGCAUAUGCAAAGUGUUUUAGUGUUUGUGUGAAUAUUCCUGUGUGGUUAUUUGUGCAUUGGUUUUAUUCCAUUCAACUGUUAUGAAAUUGAAAUUUGAGUGUUUCUACUUUUGAAAGUAUUCUGUAAAUGCACAAUAUUUAAGAAUGGUCCAAAAUUUAUUUUACAAAGUCAGUAGUUUAGUUUGCCAUUAAUGAAAUUGAGCCUUCAAUUCGCUACUGGUUGAAGUCACAACUUGUGUUGUCUUUUUGGAGCACAAUGAAAAACAAAUGUAUGUUCUUCAGAUUGAUAUGUACAUUUAAUUUCACUAAUGUUUUAGUUUUUGGAGUUUGUUUACAUUUUUAAAAUAAAGUAAAAAGAGGGUGACCUUCCAGGGAGAGAAGAAAGUAAUGGAAUAAAAAGAUACCUGGAAAUUACCAACUUAUUUGUUUUUAGUGACACUAUCUGAAUUCCUUAGAGACAUAGUGGGUCAUUUUCAGAGUUUAGGAUACUGCUUUCACAUUAUUCUGAAUUUUUCUUUCCCACAAUCCACUGUUAGAGAAGUGUGGCAGCUGUCUAUCAAAAUGUCAGUGAUAAUCUAGCAAGGAGGGUGACCAUGUAAAUAAUAGCCAACUUUGUUUAAAGGUCCAAAUACAUCACUGUUUUACUAUUUUUAAUUUUCUUCAGAAAAUUCAGCCAUCUGAAAUAACAGUAUGUGUAAAUACUCUGUGUCACUGCAUGUAAUGCAUUUUAAUGCCUUAUAACUCUUAAUGUAACUCCUCCUCCAUUCCCCACUUCACAGGGAAGCAAAUGGCCUAGUGCUAUUACCACUAGACUAUUAAUCCAGGGACCCAUUUAAUGUUCUGGGGACCUGGGUUCAAAUUGUGCCAUGACAUAUGGUGGAGUUCAAAUUCAGUAAUAAUCUAGCAUUACAAGUCUAAUGAUGACUAUGAAACUGUUGGCAAAACCCCCUCUGGUUCACUAAUGUCCUUCAGAGAAGGAAUCUGUAGUCCUUACCUGGUCUGGUGUAUGUGUGACUCUGGAUGCACAGCAAUGUGGUUGACUCUUAACUGCCCUUUGGAUAAUUAGAAAUAGGCAAAAAAUGCUGGCCUAGCCAGUGAUGCCCACAUUGUAAAAUGAAUUUUAAAAAUGUUUGAAGUAUACAUAAAAAUGUUACUUCUUCCAGCCUUGUAAUUUCUUCCGUCAGGAAAUGUUUACUGUGUGAGAAAUUAUUUUCUCUUCAUUUUCUACAUAAUCUGGUAUGUUUGAGUGAUACUUCUCCUAACAGACAGAAAACGUAAAAACAGUUUGGGCCUGCUGUCAGAAAGCUCCUGAUGUCAGCUUUUGCAGGAUGUCCAAGACUAUGUGGCCCUUAUUUGACCUUCAUUUAAAGUUGGACUUACAUUCUUCUGGAAAUCAAACCUCUGCUCACCAGCUUUUGGUGCACUUUUUUGCACCAUUACCAUUGGGAGUGAGAAGCCACACUACCCCUUUACAACUAAAGAAUUUCCACUUGGUCAAUCAUAGUGGAGGGAGGGGCAGACUGUGUGUAGUUCACUUUUAUGACUCAGUGGGUAAAUGCACCUGAUAGCAAGCCAUUAAGCUAUACAAAACGGAAAGCUGUGGUUCAGUUUUAGUCACUGAUCUGCUAAAUUUCAAGUUAACAGCAUUAGCAGAGCCAGUUGAUUUUUGAUUUCUUUGUGCCCAAAGAGAUGAAAAAAACCUUGAUCAUCAUCCAGAAUCCUUAAAAAAUGUUUUUUAUGCUGAGUAAAGAGGAUCAGGAGCAAAUGUAACACCCACAUGCAAACUUAGGAAAAAUAACAUGCCAACUGGACCUGAAUGGAACUUGCUGAGCAAGAUUAUAGAGUGCCCAUGGGAACCUCUCCUAACUUGAGUCAUUCAUUUCUUUUGAGAAUUUAGAGGGAAAUUAGGAAAAUUUAAUCUGCUGAUCUAUUUAAUAAUAUAGAAAAUAAUUAUUUUUCUUCAAUGAGUCAUAAGUAUAUUCCAAAUUUUCUUUAUUCCUUCAUGGAAUGUGAGCAACGCUGGCAAGGCUAGCAUUUAUUACCUAUUCCUAUUUGCAAUGACCCAGCUUCCUGUAUCACUGUGUGGUAUAAGUACAGUCAUAGUGCCUGUUCACAGGGAGUUUCAGAACUUUGACCUAGUGAUGAUGAAGGAAUAGUGAUAUAUUUGCAAGGCAUGAUGGUAUGUGAGCUGAGGAGAUGACAUAAACUGCCUGUUCAUGCUGGAUCUAGAACAGACAAAAAAUAUUAAAAUAUUUCUAUGGAUUCCAGACAGACCUUCCAUUAUUGGUAUACGGUGUGGUCUUUCAGGUGGGUUUUGGAUAAAUAAAAACGGCUGAGGUGAUAGUGUAUACUUAAGAUGCAACUACAACCCCAAAGAAUUAAGGCUAAAUGACUAAUUUUAUAGCAAUAUUUCCGAAGGAGAUUUCAUCUCAGUUGAAUCAUAGUUAAUGGGGCUUGCUGUCAAUUUUUAUUUUUAAAUGAUAAUUCAUUGAGAACUGAAGUAUUGCAGGGUCAAAAUUCUCAUACUAUUUUAGAUAUUCUGGCAUAACUUCAGGAAAUGGUUUCUAGAAAAGCUGGAAACUAAGCUGUAAAGAGACAGAGAAAGCUGGGACAUUAAAGGUUGGAGUUUCUGGUCGGGGACUUAAUUGGGCCCUAACAUUUCUUUUUCUUCAUGUGCUGUGGGUGUCCCUGGCAAGGUCAGCAUUUAUUUCCCAUCUCCAAUUUCCCAUGAGGAAGCAAUGGUGAGCUGUCGGAUGGUGUGUGACUUGGAUCAAAGUUUAUAGAGGGAGGUGUUCCUGCAAAUCCACUAUUAUCAUUCUAAAGAUUGCUAACUUAGAAGGUGAUGCCAAAGGAACCUUGGUAGGUUGUUUCAUUAUUUCUUGUAGUUGAAGUAAAUACUUGAGGUGGUGGAUGGGGUCUCAAACAAGAAGGCUGUUUUGCCCUGAAUGGUGUGCAAGUUUUUUGAGUGUCGUUGAAACUGCACCUAUCCAAUAUGUGGAGAGUUUUCUUUUAACAUUGUGGCUUGCAUCAUGUAAAUAGUGGACAAUUUGUUGGAGUCUGGAGAUUAAUUACUUGAUGUAAAAUUGCCAGCCUCAGACCUGCUCUUGGAGCCACAAGUAUUCAUUUGGUUAAUCCAGUUAAGUUUUGAGCCAGUGAUGAUAUCCAGGGUGUUCAUUGUGAGGGUUUCAGUGAUGACAUGCAGUGCUCAUUUCCCCAGCGUACCAUGUUAGCUGUGUCUCUGAAUCGGAAGGAUACGCAUUUGAGUCUCAUUGUAGGUCUUGAGCGCAAAAUUCUCAGAUGAUACUGCAGUGCAGUACUGAAGAUAAAAUCAGAAGUUGCUGGAAAAGCACAGCAGGUCUGGUAGCAUCUGUGAAGAAAAAAAUCAGAGUUAACGUUUCGGGUCCGGUGACCCUUCCUCAGAUUGGGAAGGCGAGGAUGCUGGUGCAGAGUAAAGGAGCAAUUCUUUACUCCUCCUUAGUGCAGGAAAUCAAGACUUGAACCUUCAAAAGGAUUGUGGAGGUGAGGUAUGGUGGAAAAGAAAAUUCCUUGCAACUUUUAAAGCUCUGGGUCCUCAACCGUGCAGGGUACCUUAGAUGCAGGUAUCUUUCUAGGCUAUUUGGAGAAAUCCUCUGACUCUAGGAAGUUCUUGCAGUUUGUAGGAUGAGUUUGCAACUAUUAAGUUUUCUGCCUCACAAAUGUUUGAGCUCUUCAUACUUUCCAUAGUCUAUGGCUUCACACAUUUUGCUGUUAUCACUAUCAGUUCAGAAGGCUAUUUGAAAUGGUUCAUUUGUGGAAAAAAUAAUAUUCUGGAAAUAGUUGAAUCAAUCAAAUAAAAGAGUCACUCAUUAUCAUGCAGAAUUCUGUUCUUAAUGCAACACUAAAUUCUAAUUGAGAAUUGAUGGUUCAUACCAUCUUUGAAGAUUUUUUAGAAUCCAUAAUACUAAUUUAUAGUACUUAAGUGUACUAAUUUUCAGGUUAUUGUGUACAAUUUAUUUUUUAAGACAUUUUUACUAGUCAUCAAUCUUUCUUGUGUUGUAACAUUGUUUUGCAGUGUUCUGAAAUAUUUUGUGAAAUCUCUUGAAAUGUAUGUAUACUGGCUGUAAUCAGAGGUGCUACAGUACUGAUAUUUGAUUUUUUUAUAUAUAGAAAUAAUUGGCUUGUAGUUUUGUGCAACAUUUAAUCAUCUGUACACAGGAGAUGAAGAAAUCCAAAGUUUUAGGCAAAAUUGUUUCUUCCUAAAUUGUAACAACAAAAUUAAGUCUUGAGCUUCUCCUUUCUCCUUAUCAUCAGUUUUAAUUGACUUCUUUCCCUGUGUCCAAGUGUUGUUGUAUGGCAUUUAUAGGGUAUGAAAAGUAACUUCGACUAAACGGAGAGCAGGAAACCAACUGGUGCCUACCUUCAUUACCACCACACCUUGCUUCAUAUAUUUUCAUGAUCUCAUUGUUUGCGAGGUAAUCUAACACUGGAAGUGUGAAGUUAUUUUGUUUUUGCACUUUUUCCAUUUUAUUUAUUUCAAUGGAUCAUCAAAAUCUUAUUUAGUGUUUACUUUCUGUUUGGAAACAAAUUGUGUAAUUGUUUAUGACUCCCAAAAUGUUAUUACUUUGCUUAACAAUAUUAUAUUUGAAUCUUGAAAUAUUAGAUGACUGUAAAAGUUUCUUGUAAAUUAAUAACGGUACUUCAUGGUGAUGUAUUGUGAUUUUAAUGACUUUACCACAAUCUGAAAAAUCACUGUCAGCAAUUGGAAUGAUAAAACAUUUAUCACAAACUGACUUGCUUGUCUCAAACUCUGAUGUAUUAAAAGACUGCUGUCCACAAUAAACACAAGUCUUUGAGGUUGUCUUUUAAAA